Messenger RNA from Bacidia gigantensis, 2673 nucleotides. RefSeq lists its product as uncharacterized. The record is from RefSeq and is a predicted model, not a curated record. Gene Ontology annotation, molecular function: protein binding. The coding region runs from base 1 to 2673 and encodes 890 amino acids. NCBI's taxonomy places the organism in Eukaryota, Fungi, Ascomycota, Lecanoromycetes, Lecanorales, Ramalinaceae. The transcript is spliced from 2 exons.
AUGAAGCGUCUUUUCUUUGAUGAUGGGGAGGUUAUCCUAGAACGACAAUUCACACCCUUGCACUGCGCAAUUUUAGGCAUUGCUGAUCAAGACGUUGAACAAAUCCUAACAACAACACGCCAUAUUAUCGACUCAUUGGAUCGCAAUGGAAGAACGCCAUUGUAUUGGGCCGUUCGAAGAGCAGAUUUUCCAAGUCUGAAGUUGCUGCUCGAAUAUGGAGCCAAUCCUAACACAGGUGUCAGCUCAAUUGGAUGGUCCUGCAGCAAUCUUUAUUCGACACCCGAGUGUUUGAGAUACCUUCUAGAUCAUGGAACGGAUCCUAGUGACCGAGAUUUGGAUGGUCAUACUGCUCUCCAAGCUUGCGGAACUUAUGGCAAAAGCGUUGAAUUUAUCAGACCUCUCAUGAAGUCCGGGGCUCAGAUUGACGCCAUUUAUGAAGGUGAAAUCGCCCUAUUUGAUGGCAUGACUGCUCUGGGCUUUGCCUGCUAUUAUGCUCACCCUGAAACCGUUAAAAUACUUCUAGAUCAUGGAGCAGAUGUAUUGCACCAAGACGCCCGCGGUCAGACUCCCUUACACAUAGCUCUCAACAGGACAAUUGACAGCACAGCCGAUGCGCGUAUUCCACAAACGCUGAAUAUACUCCUUGAAUAUGGUGGCAAUCAAGAGGGCCUUGAUCACAACGGAUUGAGCCCUGCCAAUAUAGCCAUGCAAAAUCAAGAUGUCCAAAGCCUCGCGAUACUCAUGAACAAUGGUAGUCACAUUGUGUUUCCAGAAGAUCGCGAGCUUCCGAACAACGGGUACUGCAUAUUUCGUCUGCCCCUGGAGAAUGGCUGGGACAGCGUGACAAUUUUCCUUCUACAGCGCCAGGACGUCUCCAUAUAUGAUCGAGACCCUCGUACAAACCAGUCAGUGCUACAUCUCUUAGCGCAAUACGCCAGCCAGCGGAUUUUAGUAAUGUUCGAGGAGAAGACAGAUCUCGGCAAUUUUGACGCUGACGCAACUGACGACGCAGGUCUUACGCCUUCUACUUAUUUUGCUAAUCGAGCGUCGAAUACUGAAAAUCUGAGCCACUCAUUUUAUGGCUUACUUCGCCGGAUACGUGAGGUGGCGAAAGCGAAAGCCAUGGCCAAAAUAGAAUGUAGAAGCGUCACGUUGUUUAACGCCAGGAAGAGAAUUGCCGACUCGCACAUUAAUGAAGUCAAGAUUCCAGCAGUAGAUGCAGACAUUCGUGCAGCGAUUCAUUGGGAAGAAACGGACGAUGAUGAUGGUAGCACUAAGUCUUUUUGGUCGAAUUCUUCAGAAGCACAACAAACCGACUUGACUGAUUCUAUCGAGUCGUUGGGUGUAGACGAAGAUUCUGAGCAACAGCUGACUAUUGCUGCUUGGCGAAGGCAACGAAGUGAAUCAUUUUCUAAAAGGGGACAUAUGAGAGAAGAUUCCUUGUAUGAUUCUGGGUAUGAGUCUGCUGCGUCAGACGACGACUUCGCCAUGGACAAGAGAGCCUCGAACAAAAGAUCAUUCACUCGUUCGGCCACCAAAGAAAGCCUGAACUCAGUGUAUUAUCAUAUUCAGCGGUCUCAAUUUGAUUACUCGGCUUUCUUUUAUGACUCCGAGUUUCCCAUGUAUCUCGCUGGCGACAAACAAGGGCCGCAAAACAAUCAGAUUUUCGCACCGGUUUCGGAUUCGAAACUUUUAGGUCCUUCAACCACCAAGCAAGACUUUGAGCGUGCUUUCUGGAUUGUACUCAUCAUUGGGAUCAUUGGAAUAAUACAGCCAUUGGAAUGCGGCAAAGAAUUAUUUGGAGACUUUAUGAUAGAUAAGCCAGUCGCGCUUGCUGAGCUGACUGCGGCCUUAACAGGAAACUCGUCAAACGGAAACUUGACUAUUGAGGCUCCUGCGACUCCCAAUCAAGCUCAUAUCGCAUCUUUUCAGUCUUCGCAAGAGACUGAAAGCUCGAAUUCGUCUUCAGCUGAUCCUAGAAGCAGCCUUAUGGCCAGAAGCUCGUCCACUUCUCUGGCCAGGGCACUAGUGCCCAAGUAUUUUGAAUUAUGUGUCAACACCGGCGAAUUUGCAAAAACCCUCGGCGAAAUCGAUAUUACCAGGACGACAGACGACCUGUCCUUUUUCAAACUUAUCUACAACCGAUAUCGCGAGGUGCGAGGCUACCGAUUCAAGCAGCAUUAUCUAUUGAAGCCAGUCGCGAUGCAAUUUGUUCACUUCAGCCUCGAAAAUCGCCACCGUGUAGGCAUUUGCCAAAAGGACAGCAUCCCCUCAAAAGAACAUGUUGAGCGCAAAGAAUAUCACUACGAUCCUUGCCCUCCAAAGUACAGUCCACUUAUGGAUAGUGAUACUUUCAUACAUUUGAUGACCUGCCCUCGCGAAUGCUCGAAGGCUGUCUGGCUUCAUCGGCUACCAAAGAAACUGUUCUCUUCCAUUACGAGGUCGAGUGAUGACUUGCCUACGGCCUGGGGAGUGCACAUCAUCGAAGGGCCGGACAAUGUCAAAAUCAUUUUUACGAUAAUUUGCGUGUUGAGUGUAUGCAUGGCACUCGUGAUCGCAUACGGUGUCAAGACGAAGGACGUCUCUGGCGCUUCGGGUAUCGGCGGCGUCUUGGUGACGACGAUCACCUUGUUAUGGAUGGCUAUGAAGAUUCAACAGUGGAAGGCCGAAUAG